UCUAUGCCAUGGCGCAUAAAUUUUUGGUCCAAGUAGCUAUGGAUAUAUAGAGAGAGAUACAUAGAAAAAGUGGUAGAGAAAGUUGAGAUGGGGCUGCAGCAGUCGAAGAACGUGGAGGCGGUCGAGGCCGUGGCGCGCUGCCGGGAGCGCAAGCAGUUCAUGGGCGCGGCCGUGGCGGCGCGCAACGCCUUCGCGGCGGCGCACUCCGCCUACUCUGUCGCCCUCAAGAACACCGGCGCCGCGCUCUCCAACUACGCCCACCACGACCACGACCACGACCACGUCCACGACCACGACGUCCUCCUCCCCCGCCGCGAUACCUCCGGUGUCGGUGCCGCCACCGCCACUGUUGCAUCGACCUCUGCACUGUCGGCACCGUUGCCGUCGUUCGCGGCGAUGGCGCUGCCGACGGAGACUGUCCUCCCCCCUCCCCCGCCGCUCCCCGACGUGCCCGCGCCGCUGCAGCGCGCCGCCACCAUGCCGGGUAUCCCGAUCACGCCGCCCAGGAAGAAGGAGAAGGAGAAGGAGAAGGAGGCGAUCGCAGCCGACGCCGCCAUUGGCAAGGAAGAAUGUGAUGAUCACGAUGUCGAGGACGACGACGACGACGACGAGGGGGUCGAACAUUCGGAACGCCGCAAUUAUGAGACUGUUGGACUGCGAACCGAACUUGAGGAGAUGUUUCUUGUGCCAACGGAGACGGCGUGCGACGUCUCUGUCUUACUGCAGCCGCCGCCUCCACUGCCGCUGCUUCUGCGGCCUCAGAUGAAAACAGCUGCGGCGGCGGCAGCGGCGGCGGUGCCGAUGGCACAGGCCAAGGGAAUGGAGACGUGGGACUACAUUCUCGGCUCGCAGAAUUCAAAUCCGCUUCCCGCCCCGUCCCAGCCCGAGCCCACAUGGCCUGACAGCCAUGGGGACCUCAAAGACAAAUCUCCCAGCAGACCACUGCCUUCGCCCGGGAUGCAACCGCCGCUCAUGCUAGAAAAGGCGACCACAGAAUCGCUCCGGCCGAAAAAGUCGGAGCAGAUCAUCGCGAGAACUGAGAAGGGGAAGAAUAUAGUGUCAGCGACCGCAACGGCGACAGCGACGACGACGACGACAGCGGUGGCAGCGGCAGUGCAGGUUUUGAUGAAGGUGGAUGACUACUUCCUCCAGGCGUCGUUGGGCGCCCAUGGCGUGUCGACGAUGCUGGAGGCAACAAGGAUGCAUUACCACUCCAACUUUGUAGAUAGCCGAGGACACAUUGAUCAUUCUGCGAUAAUCAUGCGAGUCAUUACAUGGAAUCGGUCGUUUAAAGGUUUACCUCAGCAAGAUGAUGCUCGUGACAAUUUCGAUACCGAAGAGUUGGAAACUCAUGCAACGGUUCACGAUAAAAUGCUAGCAUGGGAGAAGAAACUGUACGAUGAGGCGAAGGAAGGCGAGCUUAUGAAAAUCGAGUAUCACAGGAAGGCGGCUUUGUUGAAUCAGCAACGAAAGCGCGGUGUUCGACCCGAAGUACUGGAGAGGUCUAAAUUUGCUGUUGUGUACAUGCAAACAAGGUGCUCAGUCGACAGGGAAUCGAUGAAUUCGACAGUUGCGGAAAUUAUUCGGCUGCGUGAUCAUCAGCUUUACCCAAAACUGGUUGAUCUUGUUGAAGGGAUGGUGAAAAUGUGGGAAGUAAUGUUCGAGCAUCACCGGAGCCAGCUGCGGGCCAUCACAGAGUGCAGGGCUUUCGAUUUCGCUCUCGCGCCGCGAGAGACGAGCGAGCAGCAUCGCCAGCGGACGGCACAGCUGAGGGACAGCGCGAGAGAAUGGCAUUCGAGCUUCGAGGGGCUCUUCACUCACCAGAAAGACUACAUCAGAUCACUCAACAGUUGGUUGAGUCUGAACCUCGUGCCGAUCGAGAACGGCAGAAAGGAGAAGGAUUCAUCUCUUUCGCGGGAAGCCGAUCCCCCUAUCAAGAUUCUUCUGCAGGCGUGGCAUCAGUAUCUCGACGUGCUUCCGCAUGAUCUCGCGAAGAAUGCCAUGCAUGGCUUUGCCGAAGUCAUGUCUGCGCUGCUGGCACUUCAGGAUGAUGAGCUGAAACUGAAGAGUGAAUGCGAGGAUGCGCGAAAGGAUCUCGAGAGGAAGAGGUGGCAAUUCGAGGAUUGGCACCGCAAGCACGCAGAGAGGAGGGGGGCUCUACCUGCACUGGAGGGUGCUGAAAGCGCGAAUCAAGCUACUGCUGCAGUUGAAAGAAGGAUAAUGGUGGAGGCUGCGGAAAUGAAGUUAAAGGAAGCUGAGGAAAACCACAAGAAGCAUUGCAAGCAGGUGAGGGAGAGGUCGAUCGGCAGCCUCCGAACGCAUCUGCCGGAGCUCUUCCGCGCGAUGUCAGAUUUCGCGUUCGCCUCCUGUCAGAUGUAUAAGAGGCUGUGGUCCAUCACGCAGUUCAAAGGCCAAGGUGGGGGAUGAUUGAUCGCGUUCUGUUGUGUCUUUUUGUUGUGCAGCAUCGUUUUUCUUUCGUCAUUUGUCGAUAAAUUUUGAUCAUUUUUCUUUUAUGUUCAGUUCUCUUGAUUGUGUUGGUGCAUAGUGCUCUGAUAGAUCCUCAUUGAACAGAUACUUGUCAAAUAGUGAAUUGUAAGUUCCAAAAUGGGCUGUAAAUAAAUC
Molecule: messenger RNA, 2622 nt
Organism: Ananas comosus (pineapple)
Lineage: Eukaryota; Viridiplantae; Streptophyta; Magnoliopsida; Poales; Bromeliaceae
Exons: 5
Coding region: 88-2427 (779 amino acids)
Source: RefSeq, a predicted model, not a curated record